AUGCGUCUUCAAGGAACACUCCGAUAUGCGACCGAAUACAUCGGGUUCAAGAUCUUCAUCACUAUAUGCAUUAUCCUUCUUGCCGCACAGCUCUAUAUUAUCGCCCAUCCCCACGAGCCCAAUCGUGCUUUCUCCAACCCUGAACGUCCAUAUGUUCCCUCAAACCUCAUUUCUCACGGUGGCACUCAAUGCAUACCCGAGGUUGGACAUCACAUGAUUGCUGAAUCUAUCGAAAAGCAUUCAUUAUGCAGGAGUCAUUCUCCAUUUGUAAUCGGACGAGCACGUAUCGGCGUGGUGACAGCACUUUUCGGGGACCUGCAGGAACAUUAUCAAAAGGCUUUCCAGACGCACAUGCUUCAUAGUCUAAUACAUGGAACCAUAGUGCAUGUAUUGUGCGACUCCAUCGUAGACGGCCUUUGGAACAAGCCUGCUUUCUUGUUGAAUCUACUCAUGCACGAAAUGCUAAAGCCAGCAAAAGAGCGACUGGAAUGGAUCAUGUGGGUCGAUCGCGACACUCUGAUUCUCGACCAGUGUCAUCCAAUUUCGGGCUUUCUCCCCCCGGAAUCUUCACGCUUUGGCGGAUGGGGGGAGCGCUCGACAAACUUGGAUCGCAGAGAAAAGAACGCAACGCAUCUCCUAGUCACCAACGACUUCAACGGCUUGAACAAUGGUGUCUUCUUGCUUCGUGUAGACAGCUGGGCUAUCGAACUCUUCAACUCUAUCCUUGCCUUUCGCCAUUACAAUCCAGGGGUUGAGCUAAAGUUUACCGAGCAGAGUGCCAUGGAGCUGGUCAUCAACGAGGACGGCUUCAAAGAACACACACAGUUUGUUCCACAGCAUUGGUUCAACGGCUACCCAGAAGGGGGCGCACGCAAAUUUCGGGACCGCACGGAUGGGAAUGGACUCGACGAGGAGCAUGUCAGACGCGGGGACUAUCUAGUGCACUUCGCUGGUAGACCGAAGAGGGACGAGAUCAUGACUGACUGGCUUAAUAUGGUGGAAGAAUUACCUGAUGUUUGGGAGUACAGCACCGUACAGAGAGAUAUUUCAACCGACGUACUGAGGUUUUGGAGGGGUCUGGGGUAUUGA
Molecule: messenger RNA, 1089 nt
Organism: Parastagonospora nodorum SN15
Lineage: Eukaryota; Fungi; Ascomycota; Dothideomycetes; Pleosporales; Phaeosphaeriaceae
Exons: 1
Coding region: 1-1089 (362 amino acids)
Biological process (GO): protein N-linked glycosylation
Cellular component (GO): Golgi membrane
Molecular function (GO): glycosyltransferase activity
Source: RefSeq, a predicted model, not a curated record